AUGUCUGACGACGACGACAAUGCUGCCCUAUCUGCGCUGCAGUCUGCCCAGUCAAUCAAACGAUUGCGACAGAUAUCCUCCCUACGUGCUGGGGGUAUCAGCGACAAAGUCAACCUGCCCCAACUGAUAGUAGCUGGCGACCAAUCAGCCGGCAAGAGUUCUGUCUUGGAGGGCAUCACGGGCAUUCCGUUUCCACGGGAGGAGGGUGUUUGCACCAAGUUCCCUACCGAGGUCAUUCUCGAGCACACGGAAGGUCCAACAACGGUCUCCGCCUCGAUCAUACCACACUCGCUGCGGCAAGGCGAGGAGCGGGCUGGACUUCAAGCCUACUCAUCCAGUAUUGCUACCCUCGAGAAGUUACCAACCAUCAUCGCCGAGGCAGGUGCCCUGAUGGGCCUUCGUGGCUAUGGCAAUAACGAUCAAGGACCGUCAUUCGUCGAGGACGUACUCCAGAUCAAAGUCACAGGUCCGUCUGGUCUACACCUGAGCAUCGUUGACCUGCCGGGUCUUAUCUCGACUCCCAGCGAAGAACAGACCGAAGAAGACAUGAACACUGUCCACAGGAUAGUCGACUCGUAUCUCGAGAAUCCGCGCACCAUCGUCCUGGCGGUGGUUCAAGCCAGCAACGACAUUGCCAACCAAGGCAUUAUCCGCAAGUCCAAGAAGUUCGACCGAGCUGGGCAGCGCACUGUGGGCAUCAUCACCAAGCCUGACUUGAUCAAUGUUGGUGCCGAAGGAAGAAUUGCCGCACUGGCAAAGAACCAGGACUCCACGAGGCUAGAGCUUGGCUUCUUUCUGCUCAAGAAUCCUACUCCGAGAGAACGAGAAGACAUCGUCACGCAGAAGCAACGCUCCGGGAAUGAGCUGCGCUACUUCCAGUGUUCCCCAUGGAAAGAACAAAGCCUGGACCCGUUGCGAGUGGGCAUCGACAACCUCAAAACUUUCAUUCAAGACUUGCUCGACCAACACAUCGAGAGAGAACUUCCGAAGGUCCGUGACGAUAUCAAGUCCGUUAUCAGGACCACCGAAGAAGAAAUCAUUGCCUUGCCGCCAGAGCGGUCAACUACUGGCCACAUUCGACAGUACCUAUCUGAUAUUGCCAUGCAGUACCACAGUGUUGCGAUGGCAGCUCUGAAUGGUGAAUAUCACACUGGCUAUGCUUCAUUCUUUGCUACUGAUGACACGACGAUCGGAUCGACCAGACUCCGAGCGCUUAUUCACAUCAUGAACACUGAUUUCUCUCAGAUUAUGAGAGAUAGGGGCCAGAUGUUGAGGGCAGAAAAGCAAGAAUACGUAGAGCCAGCCAUCAAGAGUACCAGCUCGGUCCAUGGCCCCAAGAAGAGUAAGAAGAACAAGAAUUUCUCGGCACUUCCAGAGCCAUAUGCCGACGUAUUACCUGUGAACGAUGGACAAAUUCCACCGCAGAUUGCAAAUCACGAACAAGAGAGUGCCAUAGAGCAAGACUGCGUGACAGAGAGUGAGAUGAGAAAUUGGGUGAAGAGGAUCUAUCAGACUACUCGCGGCCGCGAGCUUCCGGGGAACUGCAACCACACGCUACUGACCGAGCUUUUUCACGGGCAAUCCAAGCCAUGGCAGAGGAUCGCGACCGAGCACGUCGCGAACGUCCACAACAGUACUGUUCGAUUCGUGAACCACGUUCUGGCCUACCUGAAGAUUGAAGCGCAUGUGCUCGUAGGAAUUAAAGAAGGCAUCGAAGUCGCAUUACAAGAAAGCAAGACCAAGGCCGAAGAAGAACUGUCGAAGCUGUGGGCCGAUGAACAAGAGCAUCCGAUCACCUACAAUCACUACUACACUGACAACGUCCAGAAAUCGCGUCUAGACGGCACACAAAAAAUGCUCGAGCGCGCCUUGGAGACUGCGAAGGUCAUUAAAGAGGAUUUCCUCGGAACCAAAUCGAUUAGCAACAUCAGUGUCGAAACGCUCAUCGCUGCCGUCCGCAGCAAUGUGGUCGUCGAUAUGGAUGAACAAGCUUGUUCAGAGGCUCUGGACGAGUUGAAGGCAUACUACAAGGUCGCUCUCAAGACCUUCGUAGACAACGUCUGCAGGCAGGUCGUAGAGCGCCACCUCCUACGUAACCUACCCAGCAUAUUCUCUCCGCGAGUGGUCGCAAUGUACACGGAUGAGGAACUCGAGCAGAUUGCGGGUGAGAAACCGGAGAUAGUGAGAAAGAGAAAGCAGCUUCGGGAACAACUUGGAAACCUCAGAGUUUGGCUAGAGGUAUUGCGGAAGUAG
Molecule: messenger RNA, 2253 nt
Organism: Sphaerulina musiva SO2202
Lineage: Eukaryota; Fungi; Ascomycota; Dothideomycetes; Mycosphaerellales; Mycosphaerellaceae
Product: Dynamin_N-domain-containing protein
Exons: 3
Coding region: 1-2253 (750 amino acids)
Cellular component (GO): membrane; microtubule; cytoplasm
Molecular function (GO): microtubule binding; GTPase activity; GTP binding
Source: RefSeq, a predicted model, not a curated record